AUGGCGGACAAACCAGCAAAAGCGCGCAUCCGCGACAAUCAACGUCGCUCUCGAGCAAACAAAAAGGAGUACGUAGCCUCCUUGGAGCAAAAGAUCGCAGAAUACAAUGCACAAGGCGUUCAAGCAACUAUAGAGAUGCAAACGGCCGCAAGGGCUGUUGCUCUUGAGAAUGAACGGCUACGAAAGCUCCUGGGCGAAGUAGGAGUAUCGUCAGAACGAAUAAAUUCCUAUUUACAAUCGUUCAGUGUAUCUCCCGAACCUCAAACUCAAAGGCUGGAGACACCCAAGUCUAUGCAGUGUGAAAAACUUCCAAGGAUUACGGGAUCUUGUGUGGGCCCGUGUGGUGGCUCAAGAAAGUCAACUGACGAGAGGGUGUUGCCUCCGCCUGAUAUGCCCGAACCCGAGGUACGCGAGGUCAGGCCAGACGAAAUAUUUAAAACCGGGCCGAGCUUUUGUUCAGAAUACGGUGGGGACCCGACUCUCGAAACACCGUGUGAAGCAGCCGCUAGUAUAAUCCUUCAGAUGAAAGGCCAUGGAGACAAGAGUACACUGUACACUAAAUUCGGUUGCAAAAGCGGCUCCAUUGCCAGCUGCACAAUCAAAAACACGGAUCUUUUUCGGAUAAUGGAUGAAGAGCACUGA
Orbilia oligospora ATCC 24927 is the source of this 642-nucleotide messenger RNA. RefSeq lists its product as uncharacterized. The record is from RefSeq and is a predicted model, not a curated record. Bases 1 to 642 code for a protein of 213 amino acids. The transcript is spliced from 2 exons. NCBI's taxonomy places the organism in Eukaryota, Fungi, Ascomycota, Orbiliomycetes, Orbiliales, Orbiliaceae.